Gadus morhua (Atlantic cod) is the source of this 2546-nucleotide messenger RNA. Its product is annotated as solute carrier family 2, facilitated glucose transporter member 4. Lineage: Eukaryota; Metazoa; Chordata; Actinopteri; Gadiformes; Gadidae. Gene Ontology annotation, biological process: dehydroascorbic acid transport. The record is from RefSeq and is a predicted model, not a curated record. Bases 340 to 1605 code for a protein of 421 amino acids. Gene Ontology annotation, cellular component: plasma membrane; perinuclear region of cytoplasm; endomembrane system. Gene Ontology annotation, molecular function: D-glucose transmembrane transporter activity. The transcript has 11 exons.
AAACCGUACAGCCAUUGGCUUUGAGUGACAUCUAGGCCAUAUGUUGGAGCAAACCCCACACAAUGAAUGAGUUCAACUUGAAUGCUCCCAUGAAGGAUCCAAAAAGUGCACUUUUAACACAACUUCAAGACGGUGACCCGGACCCUUGCUCUGUCCGUGUUCACCGCGGUGCUGGGGUCGCUACAGUUCGGAUACAACAUCGGCGUCAUCAAUGCUCCCCAGAAGAUCAUUGAGCAGGACUACAAUGCCACGUGGCAGCACCGGUACGGGGAACCCAUCUCCCCCGGGACCCUCACCUCCCUGUGGUCGCUGUCCGUCGCCAUCUUCUCCAUCGGGGGCAUGGCCUCCUCCUUCUGCGUGGGCUUCGUCUCAGAGUGGUUGGGCAGGAGGAAAGCCAUGCUGAUCAACAACCUGUUUGCCUUCAUCGGGGGCGGGCUCAUGGGCAUGUCCAAGAUCUGCCGCUCCAUAGAGAUGAUGGUUUUGGGACGCUUCGUCAUCGGGGCCUACUGCGGUCUGGCCUCCGGGCUCACCCCCAUGUAUGUGGGGGAGAUCGCCCCCACCAGCCUACGGGGGGCCCUGGGCACGCUACACCAGCUGGCCAUCGUCACAGGCAUCCUCAUAGCACAGGUGCUGGGUCUGGAGGCCCUGCUGGGCAGCGAGGCGCUGUGGCCUGUGCUGCUGGGGGUGACCGUUCUGCCCACCGUCCUGCAGAUGGCGCUGUUGCCCUUCUGUCCAGAGAGCCCCCGCUUCCUCUACAUCGUCCGCAGCCAGGAGCACCAGGCCAAGAACGGCCUGCGGCGGCUGACGGGCCGUCAUGACGUGGGUGACCUGCUGGCGGAGAUGAAGGAGGAGAAGAGGAGGAUGGACAUGGAGAGGAAGGUGUCCAUCCCGGAGCUGUUCCGCUCCAACGUGUACCGGCAGCCCAUGUUCAUCGCCAUCCUGCUGCAGCUCUCCCAGCAGCUGUCCGGGGUCAACGCUAUCUUCUACUACUCCACCAGUAUCUUCAUGAGGGCUGGGGUGCAGAGUCCCGUCUACGCUACGAUAGGAGCCGGAGUCGUCAACUGCGCUUUCACUGUGGUGUCGCUCUUCCUGGUUGAGAGGAUGGGCCGACGGACCCUCCAUAUGCUGGGACUGGGAGGGAUGUGUGUGUGUGCCCUCGUCAUGACAUUGGCACUCGCCUUAUCGGACAGCAUUCCGCCCUUCGUCAGCAUGCUGGCCAUCUUCGGCUUCGUGGCGUUCUUUGAGAUCGGGCCCGGGCCCAUCCCCUGGUUCUUCGUGGCCGAGUUGUUCUCCCAGGGCCCGCGUCCGGCGGCCAUGGCGGUGGCGGGCUUCUCCAACUGGACCGCCAACUUCCUGAUCGGCAUGGGCUUCCAGUCCUUGGCUGACCUCUGCGGACCCUACGUCUUCCUGAUCUUCGCCGGGCUCCUCCUCUUCUUCCUCGUCUUCACCUUCUUCCGCGUGCCGGAGACGCGGGGGAAGACCUUCGACCAGAUCUCCGCCAGCUUCGGCCAGCGGCCGGUGUCGGGCAUGAUGGACAUGGACCUGGGCCUGGACGCAGAUAAGCUCAGCACCGAGCUCGACUGCCUGGGGGAUGACCUGAACUGAGGAGGGGUUGGAGGUGGAGGGGGGGGGGGGGUAGGGUUGAACUGGAGGCGUGCGGGUUUGGGUGGGGAAGGGGGGGUUUGAAGGAGAGACAAGGUGUAGAGCGAUGGAACUCGUACUCGAGACUGCGUUCAAUCGAACACGAUUCCCUUCUCUGGUUUCUGUGGAGAAAGGUGUCAUCAGGAUGGUAGGGGGGGUGGGGGCAAGGGGGUGUUUGAGAUGAAGAGGAUUCAGCACUUCAGGACGGCGACCGGAAUCGUGGCCCCGUCCCGUGCGAUGGCCCCUGGACAAGGGCUGAGGCAGACCUCUGAAAACAUUCUUGGAGGGAGGAGUCGACACGAUGGGAGCUGUGCACGGUACCCAUCGCUUGAUGUCCGAUGGGAUGGAGGAGAACUCGCGCUUCUGGAGCUGGGAUGUUCAAGCCGGAAGAGAUGCAGAAAUAUUCCAAUGCUGCAAUAUUUGCUAGAUGGAAGGUCGAGUAAGAUUUUGUGCACUUUAUCUACAAAUCGUUUUUAGGUGAGAAGGCCAGACAAGUGAUUGAAAAUUGAUUGAGAAUUUGUUAUCGUGUUCACUUCCGAGUCUGCCAUUACAUGGCUUUUAUAAGGGAAUUUGUAUUAAUAUUGCCCAGUGUGUGUUGAUUUAUAUGAAGGUAUGAAGCCUGCGAUUUAUUAAAUCAGAAUUUAUGAAUGCUACUCGUAACUCAAAAGACGAAUGCAUUUUAGUGUGCGUCGUACACGCUUGGCACUGCAUUGUCUGAACGUUUGUAUUGAGCACUAUGGCGUGACUUCCUUCUGUAGACUUGUUUAAUAUAACUGAUGUUUGAAGGUACUGUCGGAUCUAGUGUUGACAAGGCCCUGAAGAGACUGCCUCAUGUUUUGCCUUGUUUGUAGGGUUGAUCUAUAUUCCCAUAAAUUGAAUGUGGUUGUAAUUAUACCUAGUGGCAA